AUGAGCGGUGAUUCCGUCGGCGAUGAGAUGGAAACGAAGCCUAAUGAAAUUGAAAAAUCACAUUAUUUAUCAAUUCAUGAAAAAUUAGAGCUCGAUGAGAACCCCGACGUCACCGGAAAAAAUAUCUCUAGAGCCUUCAUUGAAGAUUCAAGAGUGAAAAAUAGUAAUCUAAGGAAAAAAUUUGAAGAUUUGGACCCUACUCCAGAAAAGCUAAAUUUGUCUGAGAAGACUGCCAUUGAUAGUGCACUUAUUGAACAUGAUAAUGACAUCAUUCGAGAUCUAUCACAUACGGGGUCAAAUGAGGGAUACGAAAAAAGACAAAGUUCAACUUCAGUACCAGUUACAGCUGAAGCAGCUUUAGGAACAGUCGACUCAGAGAGGAAUGACCAGAAUUCAAAGAUUACAGCGUAUGCUAGGUUGGAUUUUGAGAAUUUCACAUUUUUCGUCCAAACUCUACAGGUAGUACUUGGAAGAAAAUCUAAUGAUGACUUAGUUCAUGGAAUACAUCACUCUGUUGAUGUUCAUUUGUCUUCAAAAAGAGCAAUAUCGAGGAGACAUGCGAAGAUAUUUUAUAACUUUGGAACACAAAGAUUUGAGUUAUCAAUUUUAGGACGAAAUGGGGCUUUUGUAGAUAAUUCAUUCGUUGAAAAGGGCAUAACUAUACCCUUGAUAGAUGGUACAAAAAUACAAAUAGGUGACAUUUCAUUUGGCUUUAUUUUGCCGUCGUCAGACCUUUCUGACAAAAGAGACUCAAGUGAUUCCAUUUUAAAGCCUUUCAAUCCUUCUGAUGCCAUUAACUUAAGAUCGAAUAUCUACAACUCGAAGUCCCCAACAUCAAAUAUUGAGAGAGAAAAUUCUCUCAUGCAAGAAAUUCGAGGUGAAGAACCUGGUUUUAAUAAAGACCUUGAUUCAGACCACUCAGCGCAAGAAAAUAAGAAUAGUGAGGAUUCAUUAAUAGAUCCUCAGAUACAAAGCUUAAUUCAUGACCAUUCUAAUCAAUUCUUGAGUUCAGACACGGAAAAGGUGGCAGAAAAGAGAGACGCUUCAUCCCAUCAAGAUCCUUUCGAAGUUGAUAUGUCAGUUUUGGACCAAGAAAUUUCAUCAUUGGCGCCUUUGAUUGAUGCACAUCAAGAAGAUCUUAUGAGAGAAAAGGAGGAGAAGCAAACUGGGUUAGAAGAACAGGAGAGGAAGAAACAGCAGCAUACAUUUAACUUGAACUCUCCCUUGAAUCUCUCUCAACAGAAGCAGCAGAGACAAAUGCCAUUAAUGGGAAAGCCUGCAACGCCUAGAAUGGGAAAACCUGCGUCUAUUCAACCUCCAGUUUCUAGACUUUACGGAAGGCCAUUAAGUGGACUUACGAAAACUCAAAUGAUUGACAACAGGCUUACCACGACAACUUUGACGGGCCUCAGUUCAAACUUAGGUGGAUCAGGUGGGUAUCCUUUGACUUUAGCUCACGGAAUGCCUUCCUCUAGACCAUCUUUUGCUCGUCCGCCGGCGCCAAAAUUGGAAGUUAAGAUAGAGACAAUCCAACCUAUGGUCAUCUCUACCCCUAAGCUUAUCAGUAUUACGAUAGACUCUAAGAUAAACUUUGCGUCAAUCUGUGUCCGUAAAACAGACGAGCCCAUUGUGUUGCCAAAAUCUCCUAAGAAAAGACGAGAUUUCAAGAAAACAGUCAAAAGUAGUUAUUCGAUGGAGGAAAUUCCUGAACCUUAUAGAACAAAGCCAAAUUUGUCAUAUCUGAUUAUGAUUCAGAGUGUCAUGAAAACUAGAUCCCAUGGAAUGGGGUUGACACUAAAUGAAAUAUAUGAAGCAAUCAAGGAGUUAUAUCCCUUCUAUAAAUAUUGUCCCGAUGGAUGGCAGUUUGCAAUCAGUCAUAGCGUAAGAUUAAACAAAGCAUUUAAAAAGCAAACUAAGCGUGUUAAUGAGUGGACAUAUGGCAUAGAUGAGUCGUUUAUAAGCGAACGAGAACGGGUGAGAAGAGAGCAACAGGAGGAAGCCGCGGCCAAGGCAAAAGCAGCAGCUUUGCGAACAGAGGAAUUGAAACAAAAGCAAAGAUUAGAAGCACAGCAGGCAUUAUCACAUAACAUAGUUGGCCGAGAUUUUGCUUCUCCGUAUUCAUCUAACAUGAGGAUUCCUCAAGCCCAAUUCAUGUCGCAGCUUCAUCAAAAGCCAUCCAAUAGUCAAAAGCAAAAGACAAUUGCAGAAUUAGCUAGUGAGAUAAGAAGGGAUAGUUCAACGUCAUCGAAGGGUCCGUUGUAUUUCAAAUCACAGUCGACAUUGCAAGUUAAUAGCAGUGGUGAACUAGUUAAGCGAAAUGAUAUACCGGCAAGUAUAUCCGGAACUUCAACGUUACCAGUCAACAUCAAAGCUCAACUAGCUGCAAAUAGGUCCCAAUCAUCAUCACAAUCCCCUCCUUCAAUCACGCAAACUAAUCGUCAAAUUUUUGAUCCACAACGAACAGCUUCACCUCGUAUUUCUUCAUCGAAAUCGCAUACAACUCCUGCAUUAUCCCUGUCAUCGCAUGUCCCAGGAGUUCAGUCACAGACUCUACCGCCUCCUUCAACAUCACCUUCAGCAACUGUACCACAAACGAUAAAUACCACGAUUCAGCAAUCUUUAAAUUCAAAGUCAGAAGCUUCAAGAGAAGCAUCUCCUUCUUCGAAUGCGGUUCCAGCUUCUAAGACAUCUCCUAAUUCUACAGCAAUACAAAGUUCACCAACAAUCUCAAAUUCGAUUUCAACAAUUCAAUCGAUAUCAAAGUCAUCGCAAGGAAUGUCCAUGACUCAAGACACAAAAAAAUCAUUAGCAUAUUUGCAAAAAGAAUUAUUUAACUUGUAUAAAGCCAGAAAGUUAUCGUAUGAUACUGCUACCACGACAGAAGUUAUUACGAAGGCACUUGCAACAACUAUCGCACAGGUAAAUGUGAUAGGUGCAAAAGCUGGUUGUGGUGACAAUGCACUAAGCUUUUUAGUUGACCAAGCACCGCAACAAGUUAGCAAGAUACUCGACAUUGCAUUAACCAAGUCUAUAAGAGAAAAACAGCCUUCAAGUCUGUCAAGUCGCGCAAGCACCCCAAUUUCUGCAGCUAGACUGCGAUCGCCGCCUCCGACACCCCUCGAAUCAAGCACAGCAUCAGGCGGCAAGUCAGACAACGGAUAUAACCAUUCUUCAAACAAUGUACCAAGAUCAACUCUUCAAAAGCCACUCCUGUUCAGCUCUGCGAAACCUUCAUCUUUUAAGUCAGAUAAUUCGAGAUCCACAAAUUACUCAUUGUUGUCCAAACCACAGAGCCUUUCGAAGCCAAAAUCACUUUCCAAUCCACCCCAGUUUCUAUCAAAUAAACCGUCGAGACCAGGGUUCGGAAAGCCUCCAAGUGUUUCAACCCUGAGUGCUAACAGCUUUGACAAGUCACCUACUAGACCGCUUAAUGGUCCUCCUUCUGACGUCUCUAUUGCUAUGAAUACUAAUGAGUCUACGAUUCCUACGAAGCGAGAGCUCACGAAGGAUGAGUACGAAAGCCCCAAAAAAGUGAUGAAACAAGAGGAAAAUUGA
Molecule: messenger RNA, 3555 nt
Organism: Priceomyces carsonii
Lineage: Eukaryota; Fungi; Ascomycota; Pichiomycetes; Serinales; Debaryomycetaceae
Gene: FHL1
Product: Fhl1p
Exons: 1
Coding region: 1-3555 (1184 amino acids)
Biological process (GO): regulation of ribosomal protein gene transcription by RNA polymerase II
Cellular component (GO): nucleus
Molecular function (GO): protein binding; sequence-specific DNA binding; DNA-binding transcription factor activity
Source: RefSeq, a predicted model, not a curated record